Messenger RNA from Manihot esculenta (cassava), 1773 nucleotides. Its product is annotated as protein EFFECTOR OF TRANSCRIPTION 2. Gene Ontology annotation, biological process: regulation of DNA-templated transcription. The transcript is spliced from 3 exons. NCBI's taxonomy places the organism in Eukaryota, Viridiplantae, Streptophyta, Magnoliopsida, Malpighiales, Euphorbiaceae. The record is from RefSeq and is a predicted model, not a curated record. The coding region runs from base 76 to 1566 and encodes 496 amino acids. Gene Ontology annotation, molecular function: DNA binding.
AAUUCAAUUUCCAUUCAAAAUCUGCCGGUUCUUUCAAACGGUCACUAUCAGAUAGCAGCAAACCACAAAGCAACAAUGGCGGACGGCGACAAAUCCGCCGUUCCCACUGCUUCUUCUACCAGAUUGAAAAGCGAAGACUAUAAGCGAACCAAGCACGACUCUCACUUCUCCAAAUGGCAGGUUCUUAUUGGACCUUCUGAUUGGGAUGAUUACUCCCAGAGGAAGGAAGGAGCGGCUAGGUACAGGGUUCAUAAUCUCCCAACCAGCUCAGGGCCCGGUCUAUACGAGCUUGGAAUAGCGGUCUCUCGCUCUGGGCUGGGGCGCCUAGUUGGCAAGCUUGAUCCUGAUGACAUUGUAGUGGUUUACCUUGGCCAAGCUGACAAUGUCAGGAGCCGUCUUCAGAGUUAUGGCCGUUCAGGUGCUCAUUUGGGCAAUAGCUAUGCAACUGGUCACUGGGAUAGUUCAAAUGGCUCUCCUCAAAAAGGGCCUCGUUUAUUCGAGGAGAUAUUCGCCGGAGGCCACUCCAUUGUGUUUAGAUGGGCUUCAAUGAAGGAUAAGAGGAACGCUGAGAAAACAGAAGCUCUGCUUCUUGACACUUUUGAUUAUGCAUGGAAUAAAGGUUGUAAUUGUGCACGCCGUCCUGAUGAUAUCCUUCAGAAAAUUUGUGAAAUUGCUUCUAGUACUAGAAGAUUUUCAAGUAUUUCAAAAAGGCUUCUAUUUCUACGUCCCAAUCAAGUGGGUAUUAAAAUUGAAGCAAACAAGCCACUUUCCCCAGAAAAAUGUACUAUUCCUGCUGAUGAAGAUGGAAAAAGUUUCUUCAAAGGAAUUUUCAAAUUUAGCAGAUGGCAGCCUAGAUUAGUUUCAGACAAAUGCGGCAUUGAUGAGGACCUCAUUCACAGAUGUGGAUUCAUCAUGAAUGAUGGUAUCCCUUGUAGACGGCCACCAGUUCCAGGGAGAAAGAGGUGUGAAAGUCACAAAGGAAUGAAAAUUUAUAGAUACAGUUCUAAACCAAUUUCAGAAGGGAACUCAAGUGAUUUGCCUGGUGUGCAUCUGGAUUCUUGCACUAAUUCAUGUGGGGUAAAUUUGGGUGAUGGGAAUUUCUGUAUGAAGCAAGCAAUGCCAGGAAGGCAAAGGUGCGAGGAACACAAGGGGAUGAGGGUCAACAGCUCUAAGCCACUAGCAGAGGAAAAAUUCCAUCCUGCUAACAAUGGUUCUGUGGACUGGACGGACAACAACGCCUCGUCUGGAAGCAACAUGGAUCAGGGACUUCAGUUUCAUUCUUCAAAUGAAAGUUCUAUUGAUGAACCUUGUUCUUCUGUUUGUGGAGCAACUUUAGGGAAUGGUUCAGUCUGCAGAAGGAAACCCAGUCAAGGAAAUGAGCGGUGUUGGCAGCACAAAGGAAAGAGCGGUGGUAGUAACUUAUCUAAUAGUUCCAUCCCAAGUUUGGACACAAUCACAUGUCGAGUUGCCUUACAGGACGGUUCUGUCUGCAUGAGAGUUCCUGUCCAUGGAAGAAAGAGAUGUGAGCUGCACAAGGGAAUGAGAGUCUUCACAUCCUUUAAUUGAUGGGUAGCAUCAGAAAUUGUAGUGUUGUAAGAAGGAAUCCUAACUUAUUCAAUAAUGUUAUAGCUUGCUUUCCCUAACACAUGUGGGCAUGGUUGUUGACUUCUUGUACAUCUCUCAAUUUGUACUUAUCUUGGCACUGUGUCUCGGUAAUUGUAACCAGCUGCAAGAAGUGUUUUGUUGUAUGUCUUUAUGUGAAAUCCUCUUGAA